This is a messenger RNA of Penicillium nucicola, 1482 nucleotides long. RefSeq lists its product as uncharacterized. The coding region runs from base 1 to 1482 and encodes 493 amino acids. The transcript has a single exon. NCBI's taxonomy places the organism in Eukaryota, Fungi, Ascomycota, Eurotiomycetes, Eurotiales, Aspergillaceae. The record is from RefSeq and is a predicted model, not a curated record.
AUGUUAUCUUCGUACCGCAUGGCUCCCCCAGUUCGACCGUCGCGUUCCCUGGAGGGCCUCGAACAAGUGAUUCCUCCUCUUUCUCCUCUUUCUCCUGCUUCUUCUCAUUCGCCGCUGUCGCCCAAUACGCCGUUUUCUCACCUCUUCCUCAACAAACCCCUCCCCGCCAAACCCCUCUUUGAUGAACCAGAGUGUUCUGCCAUGUGGAGUGACUCCGACAGUGAGACGGAGAGUUGUCCGUCCGAACCUCACGACUCGGUCGAGUAUCCCAUUUUCGUGGACGAUUUCGAGGUUGAUCGCGAUCCACUCCCCGUUCCCCCACUCCGCACGGACAUUGAGAUAGAUGAGCUGGAUGAGCUGGAUGAGCUGGAUGAGCUGGAUGAGCUGGACGAGUUGGACGAACUGGACGAACUGGACCAAGAAGAUCUAGAAAACAUAGUCGCCGAACCACCAGUCUCAGCCUCAGUCUCCUCCUCCUGGUCAGACACUCAAUACGGCCGACCAGUCCAUUGGCAGGGCCAGAACCGACCCGGAACGAACCACUAUUUCCGUGAAAAGAAGUGGGACUAUUUCCCCGAAUUGGCGCCAUCAACACUAGCCGGCCCGAGUCCGCCCAAUUCAAAGCGCAAGAAGAACCUCUCCGCCCUGGAUUUCACCAAAGCCAAAUACCGCUGGCACUCGCUCGAUCGCACGGGGCUAGGCGGCGUCCGCGAGUCCAUCAAGACGUAUGUGCAUCGCACGCUAUCGCGCGAUAGCACAGAGUCUAAGCCCAAAGAAGUGACACGUCCGUCCACUGCUCCGAUGGAUAGAUACAUCGACGAUGCAGCCAGUACUAGCAUUCUAGGCACAAGUCUAGGCAGCAAAGUCUACGUACCACAGCCCUGCUCGUCAGACACAGACGCAGAUGCUCCAUUCCGCGCGACAUCAGUCUCAACAGCAUCGACAUCAGCAUACAGCACCAGCGCCAACACAAGCGCCAAUGCGAGAGUCGCCAGUCUGAGUGCGAGCGACUACGACAACCCCAAUCACCAGAUGUACUACCCGCUCCACGCGCCCCUCUCCCCAGUCUCCCCAACCACCCCGAACAUCCCGCAGAAACAGCUCGCCGUGCCACUGUCCCCGUAUCAGAAAUACGGAUCUUCGGCCUGGGAAACCCCCAAGAAAGCAAAGAAACGCGGUGUUCAAUUCCCGAAAUAUGCCAAGUCGCUCGGGUCUCCGACUCUCGAGCCUGAGACUGGUCCAUACGGCUCAGCUUGUGGUUCUGCUCCGACUCCUUCCCAGAUCUUAUUUGCGAAUCCGACGCCGCCUCUCUCUCCUCCGCUCAAGUCGCAGCUUUUGCUGAACACACGUGGUGCGGUGAAGGUCUUGCAGGGGCGGAAACAUGAGUCGAAAGACGAGAAGAGGAGGGAGUUGUUGAAGGCUCAGAUUAGACUUGUUGGGCCGGUCAAUCCUCAUACUUAUGGGAAGGAUCCUUGGGUUUGA